Coregonus clupeaformis (lake whitefish) is the source of this 2839-nucleotide messenger RNA. RefSeq names its product ring finger protein 128a (gene rnf128a). The record is from RefSeq and is a predicted model, not a curated record. The transcript has 7 exons. Bases 158 to 1366 code for a protein of 402 amino acids. Gene Ontology annotation, cellular component: cytoplasm; nucleoplasm. Lineage: Eukaryota; Metazoa; Chordata; Actinopteri; Salmoniformes; Salmonidae.
CUUGUUCGACUUCAAACUAGUUCACCUGUCAACGGCGUCUGACAUAAUAUUCCUAGUUAGGCUGCAACUUUUCUUUGUUUGGUUUUUAAAGUCUCAUACCUUUAUCGACUGUUCAACGCGGAGAGGCACUAUAGUAACCCACGUCGUAAACAGGAUUAUGGAACCUUUAGCGAAACGGUAUCUAUUGUCAUGGCUGUUUGUGGCUUCAAGUCUUCAGGUGACGAGUUUGCAUUUUGCGGAGGCGAUUUAUAUAUGUACAGCCUACCUGAACGUGUCGUUUAUUGAUCCUGAACACAACGUAACCGUAUGGCGACAAGAGGAAAGCGGACUAUAUGGACAAUAUUCUCCAAAAGUUACAGUGAUGGGUGACGUGUAUUUACCAGAUCCGAUUUACAGUUGUGAAAGUGAUACUUUCUAUGAUGUACCCAGUGGGUCGAAGGGGUGGAUCGCCUUAAUUCAACGCGGCCAACGAUGUUCUUUUUCAGAGAAGAUCAAUGUUGCGGCCAGUAAAGGAGCUAUUGCUGCUGUCAUUUUUAAUGAUAUUGGUACAGACAAUAGAGUCAUCCAAAUGUCGCACCCAGGAACAGAAGGUAUGGUUGCCAUCAUUAUUGGUCACCGACGGGGCAUGGAGAUUGUUGAGCUGAUCAGGCAAGGGAUUCCAGUCUCAAUGACCAUUGAGGUGGGCAAGCAGCAUGGUCCCUGGAUGAGCCACUACUCGGUGUUCUUCGUCUCCAUCUCCUUCUUCGUGGUAACAGCAGCCACUGUGGGCUACUUCAUCUUCUACUCAGCCCGCCGCCUAAACAGUGUUCGUCUACAAAACCGCAAACAGAAACGUCUCAAGGCAGUGGCCAAGAAAGCCAUUGGUCAGCUGCAAGUCCGGACCGUGAAACGGGGAGAUGAGGAGACUGGGCCUGAUGCUGACACCUGUGCAGUGUGUAUUGACGCUUACAAGUCUGGCGACGUGCUGACCAUCCUCACCUGCAAUCAUUUCUUCCACAAGACCUGCAUUGAGCCCUGGCUAUUGGAGCACAGGACGUGCCCCAUGUGUAAAUGUGACAUCCUCAAGGCCUUGGGAGUAGAGCAGCCGGGGGAGGAGCAACCCAGUCAUCAGGUGACCAUGCCUCCAGACAUGAGGUCCUACCCCAGCGUCCCAGUCCCAGAGGACACCCGCAGUGAGACAGCCUCCUCAGGCUAUGCCUCUGUCCAGGGCACAGAGGAGCACAGCAGCCCAGCAGACGAGACCCACACAUAUGAGACAUUGGGGCACUAUCCUGACCCUGGGUCAGUCCAGGUGGACAUCCAGCCCCAUUAUGACAACCUGGCCUUCGAGGGCGACUCAGGAAACGAACUGGAACCCAGGACAUGAACAGCAUGCUCACUCCAAGCACUGGAGCUUGGCUAAUGGGACUUGCGCCACAAUCAAUUACAUUCAAAGAUGUUGUUUCCUGUGGUCAUGAAGCAAGUGAAACUAGGAGUGUGGGUCUGAGAUUAUUCAUAGGAAAAGAGGCCUCGACCUACCUAUGCAUAUCAUUUUAACAUUAAAUUGAUGAGGCAAUUCUUCGAUGCACUUACCACUAUCUAAGUUAGGAAAUUGUACUGUUCACUCUUGUUCAAAUCCAGUUUCAUUCUUAUUUGAAUUUAAUUGUACUUAUAAUGAUUUAUUCGAUUACGUUUGAGGUUUAAUUACUUCAGUCAAUGGAUCACAUGAUCAAUUAGGUACAGAUUUUUAAAUUGUAUGUUUUUUUUAAAGCUAAUUUCACACCCACAGGUUACUGGGAUUAGACUACUCUCCAAGUGUCUGUUUUUAAUGGGUUAUUAUAGGUGACAGUUCCCAUGACAACGAAAGUUUGUGGCGAUGUGCAAAUUCAAUUUCAAAACGUACAAUAAUGCAGUAGUUAGUGCAAGGCAUUUUCUGAUAAGGUUUGCUGCUGUAAAAAUUCUCAUACUAUUUUUUGCAUGGAAAAUUACUUUGACAGCAAGCACCGCUAUACAAAGCUCAGUUUUACCUCUGGGAUGCAUUGAUUUUAUUUCAAUCAUAAGCAUAGGAUGUUAGCCUCUCUAGAACAUACCUUGGUUUUCCUUGUCUAGCAGAGGAGAGCAUAAGAUUAUGUGAGGAACAUUCCAGUUUCGAAAUAUAGAUUUGUCUCAUUGUUGCUAAUUGAUUGUACAUGUAAAUUUGGUUUGCCACUUGUUUGAGGUAAAUCCCAAAAUGAGGGACUGCUUCCACCUGCUGUAUGCUUGUGACAUUACAAUUUCUUACGUGCUCUGGCACACCCCCAUGCCCAGCGCUUCCUGAUCUGUAGCUACAUGUCUCUUCUUUUUUGUCUGUUAUGAGGGUGAUGCAUGUUAGGAAUGGUAUUUUUAAACUUGGAAAUACUGAGUCUGGAUAUGGCAGUAAGAGCAUCUCUUUAAACCCCCUGGCUUCAUUCAAAUAUUUGUACAUGCGUUUCAGUAACUAUCUGUGCUUUUUGGGUGUGUGCCUUAAAAUGAUUCACCAGUGCAAGAUCUAUUCCAUGCCAUCCUACUUUAAUAGAAAAAUGCAAUGAGGUCACUGUAUAUUUUCAACUAGAUUGUGCAUGCACUUUACAUGUCAAUAGUCUUAACCUUGUUCAGCCUUUCCAGAGUAAAUGUCUAUAGUCUUAAGUAUUUUUGCUUAAAUAAGGGACAAAGGUUAUUCAUUAUUUUCUUUUACUCAGUUAUGUGGGAAAUGUAGUAAUAACUGGUAUAUAUUCAUAAAAUACUUUGACAAUAUUGUAAAUACAUUUUGGUUUGAUCCAAAUAUUGCUUUGUGCUAAUUUGUUCAUUUUGUUUAUAAAAUUGAUAAAUGUUCUAAUCGUCA